AUGAAAACCAUACACGAAGAAGCUAAAAUGUGUUACANAUCCAACCUUAAUAAAAUACAAACUGUUCAAAAUAAAAUCUUACGCUCCAUCACUAAUGCCCCCCCUUAUAUCUCUAAUUAUACUCUCCACUCUGAUUUAAAAAUGAAAACCAUUCACGAAGAAGCUAAAAUGUAUUACAAACGUUUUUUCAACAAACUGUCUGCUCACUCAAAUCUCCUGAUAUCCGGCUUAGCUACUCGCACAAUUCCUGGAAACCCUCCACGACGAUUAAAAAGAAACUGGUGUAGAGAUCUUCUAAAUGAAUAACGGGGGAAAAAAAAGAAAAAAAAAUUUUAAUAAUAAUUAAAAAAUAUAUAUAGUUGCACAUAUAUUUAAGCAAAAAGAAGUGCGAUCACUGGAUGGUUUCUUCCCUCACCCUAUUCAUGUUUAUUUUUAAUAUAAUGUAGCACAUAUUUUUAUUAUGCCUUUGGGUAUAGAUUGUAUAUUCUCUAAUAAAAUGUUAUANAGUAAAAAAAAAGGGUAACAAUACAGCUUGCAAACAAUCAAAUUGGAACAGGAAAUAAAAAGUUUAAUUUAAACGAAACGCAAAUAAAUUAAUUAAACAAAUCUAAGAAAAAAAAUGAUCAAGAUUAGAAUUUAAAUAUGAACAAAUUAAAUAAGGUGGAUUUCUUCCACUUCUUUUUGUUGGAAUAAGAGCUGCAAGUGCAUUAGCUGGGGGAAUAAGUUCAAUUACAAAUACUAUUAUAGAAACAAAACAUAAGAUAGUAGCGGUAAACGAACAAGAAAGACAUAAUAAAGAAAUUUAA
Molecule: messenger RNA, 806 nt
Organism: Cinara cedri
Lineage: Eukaryota; Metazoa; Arthropoda; Insecta; Hemiptera; Aphididae
Source: the annotation of a GenBank genome assembly